AUUUUAACAAUGCUGCAUAUCAAGAAAAGUUGGUGCUAAGAGCGUAUAUUAGUCACAUUCAUUUGCAAAAGUCUCUCCGUUUCUGCACUUAGCUCUGUUAUACAAUAAUGGAUUCUCUUCAAAUGAAGAAGAUUCAAGCUAUCAACAAGUACAGGAAACAACGGCUUCUCAACAAACUCAUGCUUUAUUCAUUCACUGCACUGAGUUGCAGUUUAUUUCUCUCUAGUCCUCUAUGGUAUCCCAUUCUUCGUACUUUUGUAAAAGUCCUUCUCUUCGACUCUCUACCCAAAGUUGGUGCACUAUUUUUCAGUCCUAAGUGUAUCUUCAUAGUUGGUAACCUCAUAGUUAUAGUUCUUGUUGGAGAGUCUAAGAUCUUCAAAUCAAGAUCCUCUUCUUUAGCCUCUAAUGUAAAUCUGAACUAUGCAAAGGAGCAAGAAAAGGAAGAGAAGGAUCAGAAAAACUUCAUUUUUCUUGCUGGAGAGUCUAAGAUUUUCAGGUCAAGUCAUUAUUCUUUACCCUUUAAUGGAAUAGAACUGAAUCAUGAAGUGCAAGAAGAGGAAUUUUGCGGAUAUGGUGAUAAAGAGGAGGACCAGAAAAUUAGGGAAAAUUGUACCAGAAAAUGCGGAGAUAAUGAGAAAGAUCAGGAAGAGAAAUGCAAGGGUGAUUAUCAGGAGUUCAAAUUCGGUGCAGAGCCUAAUGAAUUGAGUAAGAGAGCUGAUGAUUUUAUUGCUAGGGUCAACAAGCAAAUUAGGCUUGAAGCUGUAACAAUAGUUUAGACCAAGCAUAUGUAAUGCCUCAGACAGUUGCAAUUUGCAUAAUUUGCUCACGAGUUUUAAGUAUUUCUGUACACUGAUAAUGUGUUGUUGUUUAUACCAUCAAAUUAAAUUAACUCAAAAUAAUAAGCAAUUACUGUAAUAAGUAUGUAGAAAUGACACCAGUAGCCAUUUUAGAGAGCUCAUAUU
Molecule: messenger RNA, 962 nt
Organism: Nicotiana tabacum (common tobacco)
Lineage: Eukaryota; Viridiplantae; Streptophyta; Magnoliopsida; Solanales; Solanaceae
Source: RefSeq, a predicted model, not a curated record